CUUCCAUUUGUUUUCUAUGCUGUUAAUUUGCAAGCACAAGAACCUCUUAGGAGGCUGAAUUUCUCAGAGAGUUUGAAUUUAGCAGAAGCCUGUAAAGCACUUACUGAAGAUAAGGUGUCCUUCUGAAGGAAGAUAGCAUUCAGAGAACCCAGCUGCACAGACUACAUCCCCAGAACCACCCAUCACCUGAGUCCUUGCAGACGAGGAGCCGUCUGCACCCUCGCUUAUGUCACGACAUUGCAUGAAGAGUUUGAGACCUUCCAGGUUUUCUUCAGGGAGCUCUUCAUGCUCCAGAAUGUCUACUGUGUUCAUGUGGAUGUCAUUAAGGAACUAUUUCCCUUUCAGCAGGCAGUGAUACUUUCUCAGUGCCUGCCUCAUUUCCAGGCAAAGAGAGUGGUGUGGGGCAGCAUCUCCCUAUGGACUGACCUCCACUGCAUGAGAGACCUGUUGGCCUCGACCUUAGACUGGUGCUACCUACUCAACACCUGUGGUCAGGACCUGUCCUUGAAGAACAGCAGGGAAAUCACCCAGCUGCUGAAGAGCCUUGAGGGCAAGAACAUCACACUUACUGUGCUGCCCUCUCUCCAUGCCACCACCUACACCAAAUACGUGCAGAGGGAGCAAUUUUACUCUUCCUUUUUUUUCAUGCUGUGGACAUUUGUGUGCAAGAUGCCCUGGCCACAAAACCUGACCAUCUAUUUUCGCUCUGUGUACAUGGCCAUCACCUGGCUCUUUGUGGGGUUGGUGCUACAGGACCAGUGUGUUCUCCAUCUGCUGGCUUGGCCUGAGGACACCAACAGCCUUGAGGGGCACUUGUGGAUGAUGCCCUGCAGGAUCCCAGGUGAGCAUGCUUUCACUUGGUUCUCCUGUUAA
This is a messenger RNA of Catharus ustulatus (Swainson's thrush), 873 nucleotides long. RefSeq names its product glucosaminyl (N-acetyl) transferase 2 (I blood group) (gene GCNT2). NCBI's taxonomy places the organism in Eukaryota, Metazoa, Chordata, Aves, Passeriformes, Turdidae. Gene Ontology annotation, biological process: transforming growth factor beta receptor signaling pathway. The record is from RefSeq and is a predicted model, not a curated record. Gene Ontology annotation, molecular function: acetylglucosaminyltransferase activity. Gene Ontology annotation, cellular component: membrane.